UAGGAAUAGAAAUAUCUAUUAAAAUUAUUUUUUAGUGUUUUUUCAUAGAAAUUAGAAAAAAAAGUUGCAUAGUGUUAGUGCGAAAAAAAUGCAAAUGUGCCAAAAGUGAGAAGAAAAAAAAAUGUUCCCUAUUUCUUUUGGAUAACUUUAUUUGCUAGUUUUUUUAAUUAUUGCUAUUACAAUAGUUAUGGAUAAUACUUCGACGCACUCGGGUUUAUUUCAGAAUCCCGACUGCCUGCCGUUGGAGGAUUUGCUUCUAACGAUUAAAACUGAAGGAAUUCCAGAAAGUGUACCUGCAUUGAAUAAACGCUGGGUUGUGGAUCGUUAUUUUGUUAACUAUGAAUCGCCUCUUUUUGAAGAUUCCCAGGGCAAAGAAAUUGUCGGCGCCAAAGAACAUUGGAUGGAAAUAAUUGGUUACAUUAUCGAGGACUUAACUUGGUUACUCAAACUUCCAUAUUUCAAAUUCUGGUCGAAUAUCGUGCACAAUUCGGCAAUAAUGGAAAUGUUAAUUUCGUUCCUCCAGGAGGCGCCGCCUUAUUAUGCACUGGACGAUUUUCCCAAUAAUCACGAGGUUCGUGAGCAAUUAAAUAAAUUGCGUCACUACGUUUUGUUGAUAUUCGCGAGACUCGUGACGAAUAAGGAGAGUCCCACAGAAUUUAUGACACGCUCACAUCAGGGGAAUUUACUCUACGACAAUUUUAUUUUCACCGUUCCCAUAAUUCUCGAUUUGUGUCAGCAUUACGGCCGGGAGAACAAGAAAACCAUCGAUAAAAUAUUAAAGAGCCUCUUCGUUCUCCAACCACUUUACAUGGACGAUUUUAGACGCGCCGUUUCGUUUCUAGUUCAGGUUUUUUCGAAUUUAGAAUCGAGAUUCGAGGAUAUACGAAAUGAUGUGAUUCUACUGACGGAAGGCGUAAAGAAACAAUCGAGGGAAAUUUCGCUGCCAAUUCUCGAGGAUUUGAUUGUUCAUAUCUUAGAUGUGUCUUCCAAUUUGACAAUUUUUUUGGAAAAUUAUCCACCGGCGACGGAACUUUUUCAAACAUCUAGUAUUAUGAGAAGAAUUGUAACGGUUUACGCGAAUACAAUUCCAAAGAUGUACGAAAAAUUGGAUUCAUUGGCUCUUCGCGAGGAAACAAUGCCAAAAUAUAUGGAAUUAAAGCACCGAUUGGAUGUAAGCAGAGUUGAACUUUUAAAACUCUAUCGAAUCAUUAUUUAUAAAAAUAUUGGAGAUAUUCUCGAAACAGGAAUCGAGGCGGAAGUCGAAGUGAAAAAACGAAUAGAAAUUUAUUUGGAUCACGUAACGAAUGCAAUAUCCGAAAAAGAAUUCAUAACCGACUAUCAUCGUUUCUAUCCCGUCGAUGUUGAUUUGGAAAUUCUUUCACAAAUUUGCCCCGAAGUAGAUACGAUAAAAUGUGAUUUUAUUCUAAAUUCAAUCGAAGCAACGGUCGUUGAGGAGAAAAUUGAGAGGAAAAUUGUGAACAAUAGUCAUAGAGAAGAAUCAGUGGCAAGUGGUUCGGGCUAUUCGAGAAAUCAUCAACAAUUGGAAACGGAAAUUGUCGAUUCGAAGAAAGAGGAGAAAAACAAUAAACCCAGUGAGAUGGAAUUAAUUCGUCUUAUUUCGGAGGUGAAGGAUAUUCUCUGUCACUUGGGCGACGGAUUUAUUGAGAGGUGUUUGAAACAUUACAAUUACGACAGUACGAGUGUGAUAAAUGCGGUUUUAGAAGAAACUCUUCCUCCGGAUUUGAAAGAAGUAGACUUUUCUUUGCCUUACAUUCCACCGGAUCCUGAGGAAGCAGCGGCUGCUGUUGAUUCGGCAAUUGGAGCUCAAAGACUGAACAUUUUCGAUAAUGAUGAAUUCGACAUUAUGACAAAUGAUAAAAUUGACCUGUCAAGAGUUCACCGUGGAAAGAGGAAAGACAAAUACAAGAAUGUCACUGAAAUGCUAAACGACAAAUCUGAAAUUAAAAAAGUCGAACAUAUUUAUAGUAAAUAUAAUCUCGUUUCCUAUGAAUACGACGAUGAAUACGAUGAUACGUACGAUAGUCACGAUAUUGGAGAAAGUGCUCAGGACGACACACUGGAAAUGGAUCGACCUUUCACCACUCCGAGGGUGCUGCUGAGAAAGGAGCAGCGAGAGGAGGAAAUUUACGAGGAAGAAAACGACGAGAAUGAAGAAUCCCAAGAAGUGCAUUCAAAUCAUUUUGUUCAAAAUCCUGAGGAAUUGCGAGCAAAAGCCGAACAGCGAAUGCUUUCGAAACGCGGUGGAAGAGGUUCGCAAAGAGAUGUCGUUGGCAAUUCAAGGGGUCAAGGACAAGAGAAAAAUGUCCUUGUAAAUCGAGAUCAUAAAAAUACAAAUAAAUCGAGUCGCGCAAAUCACAAUCGACGUGUUGGCUCACAAUGGAAACGAAGACAGGGAAUGAUUCCCUCGUAAAAUUUUCACAAGUUUCACGUAAAUACAGAAAGGAAGGCACAAAUUUUUCUUUUCAUUUUCAUUUUUUUUUUUUAAAGAAAAUUUACACGAAGAAAAAACAAAUAGAAGAGAAUUAAGAAAUUUUCUUCUGGAAAUUGAGAAAAGAAGCGAAAAAAUUAAAAACA
Molecule: messenger RNA, 2595 nt
Organism: Leptopilina heterotoma
Lineage: Eukaryota; Metazoa; Arthropoda; Insecta; Hymenoptera; Figitidae
Product: activating signal cointegrator 1 complex subunit 2
Exons: 13
Coding region: 188-2431 (747 amino acids)
Biological process (GO): regulation of DNA-templated transcription
Molecular function (GO): ubiquitin binding
Source: RefSeq, a predicted model, not a curated record